Chaetomium globosum CBS 148.51 is the source of this 1050-nucleotide messenger RNA. RefSeq lists its product as uncharacterized. NCBI's taxonomy places the organism in Eukaryota, Fungi, Ascomycota, Sordariomycetes, Sordariales, Chaetomiaceae. The coding region runs from base 1 to 1050 and encodes 349 amino acids. The record is from RefSeq and is a predicted model, not a curated record. The transcript has 7 exons.
AUGUUCAGAAUAUUAAUUGCGACAAAGCCACCAUGCCAACGCCUCUUUCAAACACCUGAGGACCCCAGGUGCACCCGGGUUGUCGUCCCCGAGGUCCAGGACCACGUGACGACUGCCCCAGCGGUGGACCCCCCCCCUGCCCUCCGUCACGUCCCCCUGCGGGGACGUAACUCUGGCGUAGAUGUUCCGACAGAAAUCGAUACGUUUGAGAACUCCUUCGAUGACAUCUUGCAAACGGUCAGUCUAUCUUUGGUAACCACCCAAAGGGUCGCACAAUCUCCUUCGCUGGUGAUCGUCGAUCAGCCUGCUGUGGUCAAGACUGUUUGUCACUUUCUCGCGGCGGACUGUGGCCUCAUCUACAACGAGGGCGUCAACGUUUAUGGCGACUUUAUUCUCCACAAGUACGGCCAUGUUGAGCAGAGCGACGUCCCCGGCCCAGCGGACGAUAAUGAGGAGACGGAGAGGUUGAUUCGGUACUGGCACACAGAGAACUUGGUUCAUCCGUUGAGGCAUGUUCCAGGCAAUCCAUGGCACAAGUUCUUUGGGAACCUCCAGCCAGGCCCGAUAGUGAGACCAGACUUGUUCAGGGAGCGCAAGCCGCAACCGUACUUCAGGCUCAUGUUUCCGACUACCAUUACCUGGGUACAACCCGAGAUCCGCCGCGAUUAUGAUAAUUAUCGCGAAAUAUUUGAGAAAUCUCUCCGAUUCCCUGGACCACGUCUCCCAGAAGCAAUCAGAGUCGCCAGGACUGGAGGAGUCCAGUGCCGCUUGUCCCAUUAUUUCAGGGGCUGGAAGAGAACCGAGGAGGCAACGAUCUUGUGUCUGAAGGAUAUGAGUGAGAUUCCUUGCCCGGAAUAUGACCUCUUGGGUCUCUCAGGACUCGAGGCGUUGAAUGCUGAGGUCAAUGCCCCAGACUUGGCAGGGAUUGCUUUGUUAGGAGAGGAUAUCCCCGAUGUCCCCAUUUUCCUAGAAGCGGAGAGCUCUCCAGAACGAGUGACUAUAUACCUAAGUCCUGUGUGCUCAGUGUGCUCAGUUGUACCCUCCAACUGA